AUGACCGCUCCCACUCCCCCUGCGUCGCUCUCAACUCCUUCCCCGAUCCAGAUCUGGAUCGGGAAGGGGAGUGAACUGCGCCAUCGCCGGAAGCCACCCCGCCGGACGGCAACAUCGCCGGCCUGCCUCCUCCUCCUCGCCGGUCUGCCUCCUCCACGACGCGCCGUCUCUGUCCUCCUCCUCACGCACCGCUGCCCCGUCCCUACGAACCCCGGUGAGGACCCCGGUCCUCCUCCCUCCCUCGCCCCGCGACCAUCGCCGCGCCACCGCGCUCGCCUGCCGCGCUCCAGCCGUGCCCACCGUUGCUCCGCUCCGGCAACGACCACGCCUCACGCGCUCGGCCCCGCGCUCACCACGGCCGGGCCGCGCCCUGGCCACGUGCCGCGCCGUCCGGCCGUGCCCAUCGCCCUGCGGUCACCGCGCCACCGUCGCCCGCACCUCGCCUCCAUGGCCACCUGCACGCGCUUGCUCAUGCGCCGCCCCGCGCCACUCCCGCUCCGUCGCGGCCUCCCUCCGCCACGCGCUGCUCGACUCCCUGUGUUGCGCCUGCGGCCUCCUUCCCCGCGUCGCGCCUUGACUGCGCGCCCCGCCUUGUCAUUGCGGCGCCGCUCACUGUCGUCCCAGUUCGCGCCCCGCAUCGCCAACUCCUCGUCGGCCGCCCUCUGGCCUCGCCACCUCUCGCUGCGGCUUGCACGCGAGCUCCGCCGGUGCGCCUUGCCUCGCCCACCUGGGCCGCGGCCUUCCCAACAAUCGUCGCUGCUCCUGCCGCUGCACAUGCCGCCACCGCCGCUGCUUAACGCCGUCGCCGCCUCCUGUUGCUGCCGCCCAGCCUCUGCCUCCGCUCCCCCUGCCGCCCGCUACCUCCCCCAGUUGUGGCCGACGCUCUCCUCCGCCCCGGCCGGCGCCUGGGGCCAACCGGGGUUCGCCCGCUCCAGACGCCCGUCGCACCCGUUCGGGCGCCCCGCCCCGCUGCUCGCCCGAUCCGCUAGGCUCCGAUGGGCCUAUGACCAGGGGGGCCCACGCCCCAGAACGUUUUUGUAA
Aegilops tauschii subsp. strangulata is the source of this 1041-nucleotide messenger RNA. The record is from RefSeq and is a predicted model, not a curated record. NCBI's taxonomy places the organism in Eukaryota, Viridiplantae, Streptophyta, Magnoliopsida, Poales, Poaceae.